Molecule: messenger RNA, 1786 nt
Organism: Amborella trichopoda
Lineage: Eukaryota; Viridiplantae; Streptophyta; Magnoliopsida; Amborellales; Amborellaceae
Source: RefSeq, a predicted model, not a curated record
CUCUCUCUCUCAAAAGUCAAGUCUCUUAUUUUCUCCUUUACCUCUCUUCUCUCUUUCUCUCUCUAAACAAGGCUUAAAUUUUGGACUCUCCUCCCUUGUUACCUAGCCCCGAAUAGAACCCAAAUCUGAAGAAAUCCGUUUCAUUUCAGCGCCCAACGGUCGAAAAUAAAGGCAAAAGCCCAUGGGUUUUACAGAGAAUCUCUAACAGUUAAAGCACAUGCUUCCCAAUGGUCCAACAAAUGAUUGAUGCAAAGUUCAGUGAGUAUGGAAUGGCCACUAAUACAACCACUGAUAGGCAGCACUCAACCCCUACAAAGAAGGGGUCAUUGAGGGAUAUGCAGAAUGAUGCAAAGAGCACCAAUGGCCCUGAACCCUCAGGGAUCCCUCCGUUGCCAAAAGCCAGAGAGCCAAUAGAUAUAGCAAAGGCCUCAGGUGCCAAGAGACAGAGACCCAACUGCUUAAAUCCUAAUUGUUCGAUUUCUGCUCUCUGUAGCAACUGCACCAAUGGACAUUUAGUUUAUGUUCGUAGAAGAGUUGAGCAAGAACCAAUAAGGCCACCAUCAUGUACUAUUAGCAAAGCUGAGCAAGAACCAAUGGAGACACCAUCAUGCACUCCUAGUAGAGCUAAGCAAGAACAAUUAAAUCCACCAUCAUGUGCUAGUAGUAGAGCUGAGCAAGAACCAAUGAAGCCACCAUUAUGUACUACUAGUAGAGCUGAGCAAGAACCUAGGAAUACACCAUCAUGUACUAUUAGUAGAGCUGAGCAAGAACCAAUGAAGCUGCCAUCAUGUACUACUAGUACAGCUGAGCAAGAAACAAUGAAGCCACCAUCAUGUACUACUAGUACAGCUGAGCCAGAACGAAUGAAGCCACCAUCGUGUGCUAUUAGUUGUAGCUUAGAGAAAAUGGACUCCUUUCAGCUAACAGGGUCAGUUUUGAAGCCUGAGAUGCCAAGUGACUGGGGGUGUAAAAAGAACCCUACUUUAAGCCCUAAAAUCUCGUGUUUUGCAGCUUUGGCCCCGCUACCAACAUCUUCUCUUGUGACUUACAGUUCAGCAGGGCCAUCGGUUCCUCAAUCCCUUGGAAAGAACAACAAUUUGUCAGGUUCUGGAGACCCCAAUUGUGGGGAUGAGAGAGGUCCGCAAGAGGCUUCUCUCCAAAAUUUGAAGGAGCGAUUACAUCGGCUGGAGGUAAUUUUGAGGCAGCUGGAUGAGUCGAAGCAGGAGCAAUAUGUUCAAAGGCUGCGAUCCCUACCGGCAGUUGCUAGAAGCAAACAUGCGGUGGAGUUAGAGAGGAGAGUAAUGAGUCUUAUGCUCGAGGAAGGCAAGGAGAUGAAGAGAAUGAGGGUUCUAAAUGUGUUCGGAAAGCCGGGGUGAGAGAAUCCGUUAGUUUCCUUUACUGUUCCCACUCUAAGCAUGUCGUUUUGGAGCAAAAAGGGCAUGUUGUACACCACCAUUUGUAUCUAGCUGAUACCAUAAUAAGCAGUUGAAUCCUAAUUUUGGGUUCAAUCAGAGACCAUCGCGUAGUGAUAGAAUUUACAAUUAUUCAUGAAAAGGUGCUUCAUGAAGGUACUGGAACUUGGGAAGAGAAAGGAGUUCAGUUGUAAAGAUUCAAACUCUCUCUCUCUUUCUCUCUCUCAAAAAAGAUUUUUUUGCUCUUGGUGUGGAGCAAGAAAAGGAAACAUGGAUGAAAUUGUAUUUCUAUAGGAAAAUUUUACCAAAUUGUGAGCCGCCAUCUUUAGCACAUAGAGUGCAGUGGCUGAAUAUCAAUGUCUCAUGUGCUUGCA